Molecule: messenger RNA, 1152 nt
Organism: Recurvomyces mirabilis
Lineage: Eukaryota; Fungi; Ascomycota; Dothideomycetes; Mycosphaerellales; Teratosphaeriaceae
Exons: 1
Coding region: 1-1152 (383 amino acids)
Source: RefSeq, a predicted model, not a curated record
AUGGCUACUGACGGGUUCACGUACUCUGAUAGUCUUGCAGAGACGGAGAUAUGUUUGCUGCUGAUUGAAGCAACGGCCGAUGAGACAGCGCCAAUAUGCUGCCCGCUGAUCAAGACCAACAUCCAUAAGCCACGCCCAUACGAAGCCCUAUCUUACAUCUGGAGUGACCGUGAGGAUGGACAGGUGCUCUUCGACCUCGGCAUCGUCUGCGAUGGCCGAGAAAUCCGAGUUACGAAGAGCGCGCAUAAUGCUAUGACAGCUUUUAGACUGCCAGACCGAGAUCGUGCCCUGUGGAUCGAUGCAAUAUGUAUCAAUCAGCAAGACGACGUGGAGCGGACACAGCAGGUCUCAAUCAUGGCUCAAAUCUACAGUGCGGCAGCAGGCGUUCUGAUCUGGCUAGGACCUGAUUCGGAAGCUAAGGAUGCCUUUCAUGCAAUGUGUUGCUUGCAAGGUGCUGGAUCUGCCAAUCACUGGCUACAUCCUCCCUAUGGUGUUCGACAUGGCCGUGAGCCUAAAGGGUUCCACCAGCACAUGCGCUGGUGCUGGCUUUUUGGGAGAUGGGAGAUGACGGCUGACCUUUCCAGCAGUGAGCAGGAGCUCUCGGAAAAGUUACGAGAUUUUAAAGAUUAUCCCGGCGGCCGCUGGGCUCGUGUUCGAGACCCGCUUGUGACGUUCUAUCACGAUAACUUGAUCAACGGCUACUUUGGUAUUGUGCGUUCUACCCAGAAUUUUUUGGGACGAGGGCGGCUCUUGGGUCUGCAUUCCUGCCUGUUAGAACCACCUUCCACAUACUACGCACAUGCUCUCGCGCUUCUAGAGUCCGAUGAGUGGUACAAUCUGGAUCCUCUGGUGGCGAAUUAUGGUCAUCAGCUGCCCGAGUAUCGUCAACUUCUUCAACACAUACUCGACUUUUUGCAACUCCGCUGGUUCAGCCGUCGUUGGAUACUACAAGGAGCGAUGCUCGGACGAAAUGUCACGGUACGAUGUGGUACCAAUGAGAUCAACGCCCGCACUCUUGAGCGUGCGCUCGACGCCAUUUGCGAUGCUCUUGAGUAUCAUAGUAUGCUAUCUCAUCUGGAGUGGCAGUGGCCCUUUCAUCGGGCGAUCCAGGUCAUGCUGCCAAAACCACUGCAGAUGAGAGGCCAAGAAUGA